AAAAUCUCACGCUUUUAAUACAGGCUGAUGUACGGCUGGUUGGUUGGUGGAGUGUUGGGAUUCAGACCAGAAACAUUCCGUAAAGUAAACGGAUAUUCCAACAUGUUCUGGGGCUGGGGAGGGGAAGACGACGAUAUGUACAAUAGAAUACGUCAUGCAAGAUUCCGUGUGAUAAGACCUCCAAAUUCCAUCGCUAGAUAUACGAUGAUUCGUCACAAGAAGAGGAAACGAUGGUUGAAGAGAUAUGAAGUUCUCAACACGUGGAAAACAAGGUUAAAAACCGAUGGAUUGAGAAAUGUUCCUUACAAACUCAUGUCUUCUCAUAUUUACACGUACUAUACUAAACUCAGAAUCGAUGUCGGAGUACCCGAUUUUCCUAUAGAAGAAGAUAAUUUUACAGUGACAACAGAAAGUACAAGAGAAAGUACCCUGUAA
This is a messenger RNA of Saccostrea cuccullata (small rock oyster), 435 nucleotides long. RefSeq names its product beta-1,4-galactosyltransferase 6-like. Gene Ontology annotation, molecular function: galactosyltransferase activity. The record is from RefSeq and is a predicted model, not a curated record. Bases 28 to 435 code for a protein of 135 amino acids. The transcript is spliced from 3 exons. Gene Ontology annotation, biological process: carbohydrate metabolic process. NCBI's taxonomy places the organism in Eukaryota, Metazoa, Mollusca, Bivalvia, Ostreida, Ostreidae. Gene Ontology annotation, cellular component: Golgi apparatus.